This is a messenger RNA of Clonostachys byssicola, 327 nucleotides long. Lineage: Eukaryota; Fungi; Ascomycota; Sordariomycetes; Hypocreales; Bionectriaceae. The record is from the annotation of a GenBank genome assembly.
AUGGCAUGCGGCCACACCCUCGACCACACUCGUAGGGUACCCAAUUGCCCCUGCACAGACUCAGGCCCGUCGCAGUCCAACAUCGUAGAAUGGAGGUAUAUCCCGGACACGUGCGCGGACUGCCACCAUGGACCGGCGCUGUUCCAGCAGAACCGCGCGAGCUACGAGAGUCAUCACGCGCUGCUCAUGCGCUAUUACAUCAAGGCGAAGGAACUCGGGGAUGAAGAGACCAUGGCCAGAUUGGAGAGGCUGGCUAAUGAGAGGAGUGGGCAGCUGAUGAUGGAGAAUUCGAGGACUCUGAGAGGUGUACGCAGGGCGGCUCGAUAA